Molecule: messenger RNA, 1098 nt
Organism: Anthonomus grandis grandis
Lineage: Eukaryota; Metazoa; Arthropoda; Insecta; Coleoptera; Curculionidae
Gene: OSCP1
Product: protein OSCP1
Exons: 5
Coding region: 33-1013 (326 amino acids)
Biological process (GO): transport
Cellular component (GO): plasma membrane; cytoplasm
Source: RefSeq, a predicted model, not a curated record
GUAACUGCAGUUAGUCACCUUCCUUUGUAGCUAUGUCGCUGUACUCAACGCCGUUUCUCGUUCUGAACUUGGGUUCCGAAAUGAUUUUUGUCAUAGCCCAGCGGCUACAGGCACAGAAUAUUUCUGAAGAACGGAGUACACUAGUUUUAGAAGAUCUAAUAGCAGGCCUAACCUCUAACAGACUGAUUAAAGAUUUAAUGAAGCCUCAACCUGUCUCUUCUGAAGGAGAGGUGCGCGAAAUUAUAGAAACCAUAGCGAAUUCAAGCGCUAUGAAGUUAGAUCCAGUAAGCAUGAAUAAAUUAUGGGACUUAAUUACGAUGGUUUUUAAGUGGCAGUUAACUAUUUCGUCAGCAAUUAUAGAAACUACUCAGCGUCAUCUUUACGAACUAGAAUCAUACGUGGCUAGUGAAGGAACUCAGCUACAGCUUCAUAGAGUACAAAACAUAAUGGAGAACUUCAAUAAAAUACUUACUGGAGAUGAAAAAAGAGCAGUGCAUGAAGAUCUUGUAGGCUGGUGCCAAAAGUUCAACGUUAGAGUAUCACUACUUUUACGCAUGGGACUACAGAAUGACGACGGUAAUUUUAACAUCAAUGAUUUGGAUCCUGUGGCGGAAAAAAUGUUGCAAAACAUCGGCGAAAAUAUCUAUCACGUGACACAAAACGGGCGCAUAUUGGAAAACCAAAAUGAACAUAAAGCUUCUGAAGACUUUUUAGAAGUAAAGAAUGCUAAUGAGUUAAAGUUCUUUGUUCAUGAAAUGCUGGGGGAGAGGAAGUUGAGCACUGGGAGCAAUGAGGGAAACCCAAACAUGCUUCGGCUCUGUUCUCUCACAGAAUCUAAAUUAAAUAAUAAUCCGAUGGAUGACAGGUUUGACAGUAUAGAUGUCAACGUAAAUGACAAUGACAAUUUACAAUCUCUGAUGACCGAUAUGAAUAUCAGGGAUGAAACCGAGUGUAACAGCUUCAAGGAUGAUUUGCUAAAUAUGAUUGAUGCGGGACAAAACGAAAUGGUUUAAAAUUAUUAAUUUACGAUGUAAUUUUAAGUUCACGCAUGUGUGAUGUGUAUCUUAAAGACUUUUUUGAAAAUAAAGUGCCUUUUGA